This is a messenger RNA of Cuscuta europaea, 2152 nucleotides long. NCBI's taxonomy places the organism in Eukaryota, Viridiplantae, Streptophyta, Magnoliopsida, Solanales, Convolvulaceae. The record is from the annotation of a GenBank genome assembly.
GAUUGAGGCUGGAGAUGAGUGAGAGAUAAGAUGAGAAGGGAAAGGGGCCCUCCUCCCACAUUAUUAUGAAUGAGCCAAAAGAAGGAACCAUCCUCACCCCCACACCUCAUCCACUCGACCCAGACCUCAAUCAUAGUGAGAGAAGCUCUGCUAAACUCCAUUUUCAUCCACCAUUUUUGCACAAAGCAAGGGGAGGAAGAAGGAAGGGAAAAGAGAAGAGAAAAGUUGGUUUUGGCGAGGAAAACUUGUGUUUAGCAAGGAACUUUCACGGAGUUGAAAGGGUCGCCGGAGUUGUCGCCGGAGUUCGUCGAAGUUCGCCGAAGUUUCGCCGGAGCUAAAUCGGGAAGGCUAGAACUUCAUAAGCUUCAUUAAGGUUGAGGCUAGAGUCCUUCUACCUGCACCUUUGCCUAGGGUGACUGAUCGAGAAGGAAGACGUGAAAUGGAGGGUGGACGCAGGAUAACUAGGAGGAACCCGACAGGGCAUGUGCCGGGGGCCACCGGGCAUGCCACUCGGGCGGAAUCACGGACCUCUAGGGGUAGAGGCCGGGGCCAAAGCCGAGGAGGAGGCCGAGGCAGGGGUCUUGGGCGUUCUACCACGCCGACGACAAGUAGCACACGUGUCGGUUCCGUGCACCCGUCAUGGGCCACCGAACCGGACGACUUCACCUAUGCUCCAAGCACGGAGCAAGAGGAGACCCCGUACAACGGGGAGGACUUUGAGGAAGAAGAUGAGGAUGAUGAUCCUCAUUAUGACCGUAUGAGUGAGGUACUAGAGUGGUACCUCGAGAAUAAAGCAAAGAGAGAGCAGCGGCGCCAAGCUAGGCAGGCUAGGCAAACCAUGGGGCAGGGAAGCCGAGGUGCUUCUAGUGCUCCAUCCGGAGCAUUUGCGGGAGACACGAUGGUGCGUAUCUCCAAGUAUCUCAAGGAGGCCAGGGCCUUGGGGUGCAAAUCAUUUGAUGGCAAGGGCGACAUAUCCGAGGCCGCCGACUGGAUUAAGAAGCUGAAUGAUGCUUCUAGGGAUAUGCAAAUUGGACUCGACGUGAAGUUGAGGGUUGCCACCAGACUACUGGAAGGGGUAGCUGCUGUAUGGUGGGAAGGCGUGGAAGGAAAGUUCCACGGUGAGGCCACUUGGGAGAAGUUCGAAGUGGAAUUCUAUAAUCAGUACUACUCAACUUUUGAAGUCAAUCUCAAAAGAAGGGAGUACACAAACCUGAAACAGGAGGAUGGUUGCUCGGUGAGGCAAUUGGAACAAAGGUUCCGUGACUUGGCCCGAUUCAUCCCAGAAUACUCUCUGGAUGAAAAUCGAAUGGCCAAUCAUUUUUGGGAUGCUCUACAGUUGGACAUCCGUGACCGGGCUACUUACCAUCACAACAUGACAUUUAGCCAGAUUGUCGAUCAGGGGCUCCUUGGGGAAGCCCAAUGGAACGAGAGGAAGUUGAGGGACGCUGAGGAGGCGAAGAAGAGAAGAUGGGGAAACUCGGGACCCCAAGACUACUCCCGGAAGCAUCACGCUGGGGGUUGCAAUUCAUUCAGGGCGCCGGCACCACCGGCGAAAAGGAACAAAGGUUCAGGAGGGCAAGGGCCCAAACCGGGGGGUGUGGGACCACCCAGGUGCGCAAACUGCGGUAAGAACCAUGGGGGAAGGUGCAAUGAACCACCCCGGUGCUUCAAAUGCGGUAGCACGAGCCACCUCAAAUCCUCUUGUCCAAUGCUGAACGGGGGAGGACCAUCGGGAGCUAUGGGAGGACCUACGACUAGUAGGGGACGUGCGGGGCCGUCUCAGGCCGGCACGGGAAGGAGCGGACCCACGGCUAGCAACGCCGCGUCCGUUAAUCAAGGGAGGACCCAAGCACGGGUGUAUGCAAUGACCGAGGCUGAUGCUCGGGCCAACCCGGACUCCAUUGCAGGUUGAGGCUAGAGUCCUUCUACCUGCACCUUUGCCUAGGGUGACUGAUCGAGAAGGAAGACGUGGUUCGUGCUUCCAUUCUUAUUUCAAAUGUAUAAACCGCUCAUGGAUUUUUGAAUAAUAUUUUCAUUAAAACAGUUGGGGGCCUGCGUGCCUGUGUUUGCCACGUGUGGCUAAGUAUCAAACAUUUUAUUUUUCCGCAUUUGUUUGACUAUGAUAUUGAUGUUGAUUGUAUGUGUUUACUAA